AAGCCCGGCGCCUGAGCCCGCAAACUUCUUUGCCUACUCCAGGUUCAGGCUCUGGCGCCCCAACGCAGCCGAGGCGGCGCGCGAGGAGGCACCAAAAUAAGGACAGAAUGGCCAAUUGCUAGUGUUUGAUCCAAAGGAAAAAGAGAUGAUUGAACCAAAUGAAGCAAUGUCAGAUAAAAUGCCUCUUUAGAUGCAGACCAACACUGGCAAGCAAACUUUAUACCUCACCAGCACAAGUCUCUCUAAAUGUAGCGAAGACAGUCUCAGAAAAUAAGGAAGUCUCUUCAAAAAAUAUUGAAAGUAAAGUCUCUUUAAAGAAUUUUACCGAAAAUAGAGUAUCUCCAAAGAGUAUUGAAAAUAAAGAUAUAGAAACAAAUCUACAGUCUAAGAUAUGGUCAUCUUCCUUCUUAAAAGAAAGCACAGGUGAAAUGAGCAAAAAUAUAGUCAUUACAGAUCAGGAGAAAAAUAAUGAAUGUUCCCCUGAGGAUACUGAUGAUAAGUUGUCUGAAUCAACAGAUGAUGAUGGUGAGGAUGAUACCAGUGAUGAAGAUAAUGAGGAAGACAGUAACCCUAAUAAGGAUACUCAUGCCCCAUUAGAGUUAAUGACAGAAUUCCUGAGAUCAGAAAUGGACCAAGACUACCAUUUGGCAAAAAAAUUAUGUCAGAUGAUCCUGAUCUAUGAACCAGAAAAUCCUGAGGCCAAGGAGUUUUUCUUACUUAUUGAAGAAAUGCUGCUGAUGGAGAAAGCUCAAAAUCUGGAGGAAGAUGAUGAAGAGAGUGAAGAAGACAGUAGUGGUGAGAGUGAAGGGGAGAGCAGUGAGGAUCCAAGUGAAGAAAGCUCUGAUGAAUGUGAAGAUGGGUGAUGACAGCUGCUGCUAUAGUUUAAUCUUCCUGUAUGUUCAUUACUGUAUACUAUGGAAAUAUAAAGAAGAGAGCUGCAUUUCAGUCUAACUGUUCUUUAUUUGGUACAGAGUUCUUUUAAUUUAUCCAUAUUAGUUUGAGCUCCUUCUUAAUAUUUAGAUUUUUGGUCAAGGCGAGCUACUCAGAGAGGGAAGUAAUCAUUGAAAACACAUAGCACUAACUAUGUGCCAGGUGCUGUUCUAUACACAUUGAUUUGUUGAAUCCAACAAACUCAUGAGGUUAACACUAUUAUUAUCCCCAUUCAACAGAUGAGAAAACUGAGGCCCAGAGAGGGUGAGUCAUUUGCCCAGCAUCAUAUACCUGUUGAUCGGUAGAGCCUAGAUUUGCAUACGGACAUUAUGGCUCCAGAAUCCAUACUCCAAGCCCCUCCCAUGUCCACUACUUUUGGCAUUUUAUAUCAUUUGUUUCAUGUUCUUUAUAGCAUGUAU
Molecule: messenger RNA, 1349 nt
Organism: Mesoplodon densirostris (Blainville's beaked whale)
Lineage: Eukaryota; Metazoa; Chordata; Mammalia; Artiodactyla; Ziphiidae
Gene: ERICH2
Product: glutamate rich 2
Exons: 9
Coding region: 159-863 (234 amino acids)
Source: RefSeq, a predicted model, not a curated record